UGUGUGUUGGUCAGGGAUGCAGGGAACAAGAGUGAACACGACUUGUGCUGGGAACCAUCGAACAGAUCAGUCAACCCGGAACAAAAACACCGUCGGACAAGCCGUUAGUUUCAGUCCAGAAUUGCAAGUGGAUAGUUAGCCUCACAUUUAUCUGUUAAAGCUCAGCAAAACGAGUGCAGUGGAUAAAUAAACAGGAUGGAGGAUAAUUCAAAAGGAAAGUGUUCCUGCCUUCCUCUCUCUGCUCUGCGCCUCCUGGUCUCACCCCUUCAGCUGGUCUCAGCAGCAGUCUGGCAGACCAUCCAGCACAAAGUUGUGGCCGAUUAUGGGAUGCUGGAGGAGUUUGUUUCCAUGGUUACAGACAUUGUCCCGGAGCUGCUCACCAUCCGCCAGAGGGCCCAGCUCACCCUGGGCCUCAGAGCGCGGCUUAUCCUGGAGUUAUGUCAGUUUGAAGCCUCUGCUGACUCAGAGAUUGUUCAGCCACACCUGGACAGGUUGCAGACCCUUACUGAGGCGUGGGCAAUGGAGGCUGGUGCUACAAAUGUGGAAGUACCAAACUCAAACUUUGUGGAUCUUGUUAAGAACAUGCUGAAAAAUCCUGACCAGAGGGAAAACUUCUUUCAGAAAGUUUUCCCUGAAGAGUUUGGUCCCACAUUUGAUGAAGCACUUCACACCCUGAUGUGGCUGCUUCUGUCCAGACUGGAAAAGUUUCUUCCUCUUCAAACUUUCCAACAGGUUGCCUCUAUGUUUGAUGAGGUGUCCUCUGUUCUGGUGGACUGUCUGGAGUCUGCGUCUCGGUGUGAGGAGCUCAGAACUGUGCUGCAGUAUCGAAAAGACCUCAGCCGACUGGAUCACAAUGACGGCUCCUUGGAUUAUACCUGCAUUAUUUCAGCUCUCAAACUUCCCACUACGAAAAGAACGGAGACACAUAAAACACACACAGAGCAUCAGACAAGUGAGGUCAGGACUGACUACAUUGAAAAUGUAAACCUCCCUCAGUGUCAAGCAGAGGAUGCAUCUCGCCUUCUAAAACAAUGCUAUGUUAAGCUAGAGAGACUUGAAACACCGCUGUUAUCACAGUCUCGAGCUGUGAGACGAAACAGAGGCCUGAAGAUGAAAAAGAUUCUGCUGAGAGAGAAAAGAGGAGUUUGUAAAGAGGCCCUCUCUGCCUGUAAACCUGCCUCCAGGAAAACAAAACCACCCAGUAGGGCUCCACCAGACGUCUCUGACUGUGAGGAUUUAGGCAGCUCAUAUAUGGCUCCUAUCAGUCACUGCAGUGAUGAUGACUCAUGGUCUUUCUACUCUGAUGAGGACUCUCGCCAUAACACUGCUAGUGGCAGUGCCAGUAUGGCUGAUUCGUGGUCUCACUACUCAGAUGAUGCCUCUUCCUUGGUGACUGCUGUCAGUAGUCCCACUGGAUUUGAUUCAUCAUCUGGUUUGUCAGAUGAGGACCUUCCCCUCAUGGGUCCUAAAAUUUUAUCAGCUUCUAGCAGAAAGCUGGGCGUCUCUGAUAUCAAAGGUAGCACUCCCAAAAAAAAAGGUAAAGUUUACUGCUUUAUCUGUAAGGAGCAUGUAAGUACAGGCCUAAAGAGUCACAUGAAAACCCACUUUCCCACUGGUGACUACGCCUGCCCUCGAUGCGACAGCAGAUUUAAACUCUUCUCAUCUUUUAAGAUGCACAUGUGUAGAACCUGCUAUGAGUACAGUAAGCAGCAGGUAGAUCCGGAGAAGCCGGAUGAAGCCAAGAAUCUUUACAAAUGUGACAAAUGCCAGGAGGCGUUCAGGUACCAAGUUUCACUGGAAAGACACAAACUAACCCACAAUGAACUGUACUGCAGUGUGUGUAGGAAAGUGUUGCGAGACACGGCGACGUUGGCCAGGCACAAGGCCUCACACACUCUGUUUCAGUGUACCCGGUGUGAGGAGACCUUCACUCUGUUCAUGCCCUUACUCAGACACUGCGAAAACAUCCAUAACAUCAGUCGACCGUUUAAAUGCAACCACUGUCCGAAAACAUUACCCAAGCUCCGCUUCUUAAUCCUACAUGAGUGGACUCAUACAGGUCAUCUGCCAUUCCAGUGUGCUCAGUGUGGCUGUAGAUUCAAGUCCGACGCAGAUCUCAUUUACCACGAAAGAGUCCACACAAAAGAGAAACCCUACCUGUGCGCAGAGUGUGGCAAGACUUUCUCCCAGAACUCCAAUCUCCUGCGGCACCUGAAUCUCAUCCACAGCGAGUUUCGAGAUGAGAAGAGGCACGCUUGCUCCCAGUGUGAGAAAUCCUUUAAAGAGAAAGGAUCCCUUAAAAAACACCAGAGGACCAAACACUUGAAUGAGCUGUUCCGUCAUCCGUGCCCGUACUGUGGAAAGAUAGUCUCUGCAACUACACUCGCCAGACAUAAACUCAUGCAUACGGGGGAGAGACCUUUCAAAUGCACCGUGCCCGAAUGUGACAAGCACUUCAGGUCGACUUCUGAGGUGAAGAAGCAUGUCCUUAUACAACAUACAACAGAGAGACCAUAUAAAUGUGACGUCUGUGGAAAGGGCUUUAUAAAAAUGUGUUUUCUCAACGCCCAUGCUAAAAUACACUCAGGAGAAAAGCCAUUUGUUUGUCAAAUCUGUGGAAAGGCUUUCCCCAAGCUCUACAGCAUGCAGAGACACAAAAAGCUGGUACAUUCAUUUGUAACACAUUAACCCUGCAUGGUAGGAAUUCUCUGUUAAACAGUGUGUGCCAUGAGAGUCACUUUAAAACAUUUUGAGACAAACCAUUGAUAGUAUUUGCACUGGAUGAGGCUAGCAGCUCAAGGCACCAUUAGCCAUUACUAGCAUAGCACACCUGAAUCACUGACCAACUGUCGGCAGUAGAGCUGCACUGAGGAUAGUGUAGACGAUGUGUGAAAUAAAAAGAUGGUAUCUGUGGUUCUCCUUCUUUUAUUUUGAUCUUGUUUAAACUAUUCAUCAUAUGUCUGACAGUGUUAUAGGAGUGCAAUGCUAACGUGGUGGCAUAAUCUCAAAUAUUAGAUCAGUCAGGUCUGCUUUUAUUCACACUGAAUAUAAUUUGUUAUUAAUGUGUUCUGUCACAGUUGUCAGCAGGAAUCAAAAAAGGAAAAAAUAUGGUUCGAUCUUCAGAUGUGGCAGACUGUCUCGCUUUCACCUAAAAGUAUUAUUGAGAAGGCUGCAUCAGCCUAAUUACACAUUGCAUAUAAAAUAUUACAGGCUGACAUUUCAUCUAUGAUUUAAUUAUUUGAAAAUAGUUUCAUUAACAACCAUGUACCACAUUCACACAUAACAUACAAACAGUUGCAAAGGGUUUUUUUGUAAUAUUAUAUUUUUUGAAACACAAAAGGUGCAUCACGGGUAAACAGGUGUAGAGAGAAAACGGAGAGGGGAAAACGACGAUGCGGAACUAAUGAAGCUUCGCUGCCUGAAGUCGGAUUGUUAUUCCAGACGGACUGCAAGGCAACCGUUGACGCACAAAGAUUGGUUGUGUUGUAUCGGUCUCUUGGAUUCAGUCACCUUAAAAUUAAUUUGUUUGACUUCGGUCGAGCGGCAGACAUUAUUCCCCCAGACUGUAAUGUAACUCUGAUAAGACGCAGGGAUGGAAGGAGGUAUUUCCGAGUUACCAGGUCCCUCUUUUCCCCUCUCCACUCUGCGCCUCCUGGUCCCACCGAUCCGGCUGGUCUCAGCAGCGAUCUGGCAAACAGUGGAGCAGAAAAUUGUGUCGGAUUAUGGGCUGCUUGAGGAGUUUGUAUUUAUGGUCACAGAGAUUGUUCCACAGCUUCUCUCCACGAGGCAGCGGGCCGAGCUCAUUCUGGGUCUAAGAGCAAGGCUGAUCCUGGAGUUGUGUCGCUCUGAAGAGACUGCUGACCUGCAGAUUAUUCAACCACAUCUUGACCGAAUGCAGAGCCUCAGAUCUCUGUGGAAUGUGGAGACUGAAAAUGCAGAACAAGACGUAUGUGACUCUCAUUUCAUGCGUCUUGUCCAAAAUCUACUGAGAGAUCCUGAAGAGAGAAGAAACUUUUUCCAGGAUGUUUUCCCAGGAGACUUUGGCCCCACAUAUGACAAAGCAAUCCAGACUCUGAUGUGGCUCUUUCUGUCCAGGACUUGAAAAACUUCUUCCCACCCAAACUCUCCAACAGAUUGCAUCUUUGCUCAGCAACGCCUCAUCUGUUCUAAGUGAAUGCAUGGAGACUUUUGCUCAACCACAGGAGCUAAAAACCUUACUGGACACUCAGAAAGACCUCAGUCAGUUAGACGACAUCGAAUCUUUCAUUGUUGACAGCGGCAUCUUGUCAGCUCUGUGUCUCCCUCCUGUGGAAAGAGUUGUGAUCGUCAAUGAACAAACAGAAACGGAUGCAGAGAGCGGACUUGUCUAUACGGUGUGCACAGAGAUGGAGGUGGAAUCUGAGAACAAAGAGGUGUACGUGGAGGGAACUGGGAACUCAGCGGAAUGUGUGCAAACCCAGUGGUUUGGUCUCGGCGGUGAGGUGAAAGCAGAAAUGGACGCUGUGGUGGUUGCUGAUCCCGCCGAAGGCCCCGAGGCCAGCGAGAGUGAAAUGGCCGACGAACACCACGACGACCAGUCUGGAACUCUGAUGAUUGGGGAGGACGGCCAGGUGACUGUGCUGGACGGCGUGGAGAAAAAACCAGGCAGACGUGGAAGGAAAAAGAAACGACCUGUAGAUGAAGACUUUGAAGUGCAAAGCAGAACAAGGGGUCGACACGAGGAACCAGAAUUCAGCGUCUGGAAAAGACCAGAGCGAAAGAACCGAGGACUCAAGAUGAAAGGUUACCUGUCGCAGUGGAGAAAAUCAGGAAAGACUCAGGGCAGUAAUGCUGCAAACAGUAGCCCUAAAAAGUUUGCCAGAUCCCAAGGUUCAACCAAAGGCAACGACUUGGACGAGAGAACAUGCAAAGUGUGCGGGCAAGGUGGUGAGUCGCGCCAAGUUCUUAGAGCGGCACAUGAACCGACACUCAGAGGAGCUCCCUUUUUCUUGUCCUGUGUGUAAGAGGUUUUAUAAGAGCUUGCGUUACUUACAGCAACACAAAUGUCAGAGUGUGGCAAAAGCAAAGACUGGCAGGAAGGCAGAGGAACAAGAGGCUCCAGCAGACGAAGGGUGAACAAUCAUCCAGUGGGAUUCCCUGUGAGGCAACCAAUGAAGAGCAGCCAUCAGACAACAUAGACCAGGACCCAGAUUACUCCCCCUCUGGAGAGAGGAGGUCCUGCAAAGAAUCAGGACAGAAAAGCCCAGAGGGAAACAAAAGUGUGAUAGAAGGUCCGUUCUACUGUCCUCACUGCAGCGUCGAGUUCAAGUGCAAACAGACUUUUAGGUUCCAUUUAAGAAACAUUUGCUACAGCGAGCAACAGGUGGAUCCCGAGAAGCCCGAGGAUGUCAAACACUGCUUCAGGUGUGAUGAAUGUGACAAGGCAUUUAAGUACAAAUCAACACUGGACUCCCACAAACAAACUCACAACCCGCUCUACUGUGAGGUGUGUAUGAAACUGGUACGUGACCCGGAGGCGUUGGCGAUGCACAAAGAAUCCCACACGCCAUUUCAGUGUAACCAGUGUGAGGAGAACUUCCCUGUGUUCAAGGCCCUUCACAAGCACUACAUCGACGUCCAUAAUCCCACCGAACCUUUUACCUGCACCCACUGUCAGACUACUUUUGCCAGUUUGAAACGUUUCAUCAGACAUGAGUGGAAACACACUGGUUACCAGCCGUUUCAGUGCCCUCACUGCAGUAAAAGAUUCAGAUCGUACUCCGACCUCGUGGAACACCAGAAAAAACACACCAAGGCGUACCCGUUUCUCUGCUGGGAGUGCGGCAAGAAAUUCAGGCACGGCGUAACGCUGACGAGGCACGUGGAGCGCGUGCAUCACGCCGGCGAGCCUGUCACCGAGAAACCCAUUCCAACCUUCACCUGCGCUCAGUGCGGAAAGACCUUCACCUCCAGAAGAUGCCUUCUGAAACACGACAAUUUCCAUCACAAAGGGCUGCGUUUCCCCUGCGAGCACUGUGGGAAGGGAUUCUUUGGCAAGGACGCGUUGGUGAGGCACACUUUGAUCCACACGGGCGAACGGCCUUUCAAGUGCGACGACUGCGAAAAGUCCUUCAGAUCUGCUGCAGAGUUAAAGAUACACAGGAGAUACCACACUGGGGAAAGACCAUUUAAAUGCAACGUCUGUGAAAAAGGUUUUGUCCAGUCCUGCUUCCUGACCUUACACAUGAGAACCCACACAGGAGAGAGACCGUAUGUUUGUACAGUGUGUAAUAAGGGCUUCUCAAGCUUGCAUGGUCUAAAAAGACACAGGAGGCUUGUUCAUGCGUAGAUAAUAACAUGAUACAAAUUCCCAAGUGUUCUGUUUGAUGUUCCCUAAUUGAAGGAGGUCAGAGGUCAGCAUCAGCUGAAAACCAGAACUUGAGGAACUGUUGAAGAUUAAUCUCUUGCUCAAAGACACUUCAGCUGUGUGGACUCUGACUGAGGUGGGGAAUUAAAACAAGGUUUUCCAGUUGAAGUUUCCACAUCAUUAUCUCUGCGGCUGUCACAGCCUGCAUUGUUAGGAGCUGUGUAAUUGUAUAGUGCAUUAUAAAAAUGUAACUUUGUAUUUUUUACAGAAAUAUUUGCUGUAGUUCUACAUAAGAUUUGUAUGUAUAAAUGAAAUGAACCUUAAUUCCUUUAGGAAUUCAUUUCUUUUUCUUGAAUAAAUUGACCAUUUGA
Molecule: messenger RNA, 6717 nt
Organism: Lates calcarifer (barramundi perch)
Lineage: Eukaryota; Metazoa; Chordata; Actinopteri; Centropomidae
Product: zinc finger protein 354B
Biological process (GO): regulation of DNA-templated transcription
Molecular function (GO): RNA polymerase II cis-regulatory region sequence-specific DNA binding; DNA-binding transcription factor activity, RNA polymerase II-specific
Source: RefSeq, a predicted model, not a curated record